This is a messenger RNA of Venustampulla echinocandica, 630 nucleotides long. RefSeq lists its product as uncharacterized. The transcript is spliced from 2 exons. Gene Ontology annotation, biological process: mRNA splicing, via spliceosome. Lineage: Eukaryota; Fungi; Ascomycota; Leotiomycetes; Helotiales; Pleuroascaceae. Gene Ontology annotation, cellular component: spliceosomal complex; U2AF complex. Bases 1 to 630 code for a protein of 209 amino acids. Gene Ontology annotation, molecular function: pre-mRNA 3'-splice site binding; metal ion binding. The record is from RefSeq and is a predicted model, not a curated record.
AUGGCGAACUACCUCGCCAGCAUCUUCGGCACCGAAGCCGACAAAGUAAACUGCUCCUUCUACUACAAAAUCGGCGCAUGUAGACACGGCGACCGCUGCUCUCGCAAACAUGUCAAGCCGUCCUACUCACAGACCAUCCUCCUGCCUAACCUGUACCAAAACCCAGCAUACGAUCCCAAGAACAAGAUGAACGCGAGCCAGCUGCAGAACCACUUUGAUGCAUUUUACGAGGAUUUCUGGUGCGAGAUGUGCAAGUUUGGGGAGAUUGAGGAGGUGGUGGUUUGCGAUAAUAAUAAUGACCAUCUAAUCGGAAACGUCUACGCACGCUUCAAGUAUGAAGACAGCGCCCAGAAAGCCUGCGACGCCCUGAAUUCCCGCUGGUACGCCGCGCGCCCUAUUUACUGCGAGCUCUCGCCCGUGACGGAUUUCCGGGAGGCCUGCUGCAGAUUGAACAGUGGGGAGGGAUGUGUUAGAGGCGGGUUCUGCAAUUUUAUCCAUAGGAAGAAUCCAAGUCCAGAGCUGGACAGGGAGUUGGAACUUAGCACGAAGAAGUGGUUGAAGAUGAGAGGGAGGGAUGAGAGGAGUAUGAGUAGAAGUCCGAGCCCCGAGCCCACGCGGAGGAGGUAUUAG